Messenger RNA from Brassica napus (rape), 2717 nucleotides. Its product is annotated as cytochrome P450 708A2-like. Gene Ontology annotation, biological process: sterol metabolic process. NCBI's taxonomy places the organism in Eukaryota, Viridiplantae, Streptophyta, Magnoliopsida, Brassicales, Brassicaceae. The record is from RefSeq and is a predicted model, not a curated record. Gene Ontology annotation, molecular function: monooxygenase activity; iron ion binding; heme binding. The transcript is spliced from 8 exons. The coding region runs from base 950 to 2419 and encodes 489 amino acids.
ACAUAUAUAUAUAAAUAAAUAAAUGUAAUUGCAAAUUUAUCUUAACAAAAAUAAAACAAAGUCAAAGUUAAUAAAACAUCUUUAACUAGAUUCUUAUAAACACAUUAAUGAAAAAGGAAAAUAAAACCAAGUCAAAAUUAAUAAAACAUCUAAAACCAAUUAUUUGUGUAGUGAUGAUAACAAGUAAAGUGACACUAUACAAAUUUAUGUGUGUUUUUUUUUGAAAAGAAAUUCAUGUGUUGUCGACAUUCAUUUGCACAAUGUCUUUGAUCCUUUUGUAACACAAAGUAAAUAUUUGUUUGUUUGUUUUUGACGACGUAAAUAUUUGUUAUUGUUAAAGGUGUGUUUAUCAUUGUCACAUGUCAUAUUUGUGGGAUUCCUAAAAGCACUUUUAAUUUUUGUUACAAGAAUUCUCGAAUAUUAUAUUUUUUUAUCAUAAACUGAUCAUGUAAUUAAAUUUUAAUCAGACAUAAAAGAUUGAAUCUUCCAUUGAUAGACAUGUGUUUUCUAAAAACCUUUUCAGUGAAUAGUAUCUUCAAUUAAGUAUCUCAAAUACAAAAUAUCAUUAUUUUACAUAUUUGUAAUAUAUAAUUAAUUUCCACUUUUACAAAGAUAAAAUUAAUAUUAAUAAAUGGCUCAAAAAAAAAUCUUUGCAGAGUAUCCCAUGAAUUCUCAUUUAAUAUACUUACAAAAAAUCUACCUUUUGUAGUUUUUAAUAUUUUUUAGAGAUAUCUUCCUAAAAACUUUAGCAUUGUAUAAACGAAAGAAGAAAAAAAAACUUUAGCAUUGGAGAUACUCUAAAUGUUAUUUAAAGAUUUAGCCUAGAAGAAACUCUUUUUACUCUUAUUUUAAUCACAACAUCUAACAACAUCUAAGAAAUUUUAUUUAUUUAAUCAAAGUGAAGGUUGUUGUUGUGAGGCAAUCAUUGAGACUUGAGAGGCAGCGCACGAUGAGUUUCUUGUGGAACGUUGAGAUAUUAAUCAUAGCUUUAGUGGUUGUGAGGAUCAGCCAGUGGUUGUACCGAUGGUCGAACCCAAACGUCAGGUGCAAUGGCAAGUUACCACCAGGUUCAAUGGGUUUUCCUAUCAUCGGAGAGACAAUAGAAUUCUUUAAGCCUUGUGAAUUGCUCGAGAUCCCAUCCUUUUUUCAGAAUAGGAUGCAAAGGUACGGGUCGUUGUUUCGGUCCAAUAUUAUGGGUUCAAAAACUGUGAUUUCUACGGACUCAGAUGUUAUCUUCGAGAUAUUCCGGCAAGAGAACCAGUCUUUUGAACUUAGCUAUCCGGAUGUUUUUGUCAGAGUUUUUGGAAAAGAUAACUUGUUUUUCCAGACCGGAAACAUCCACAAGCAUAUUAAAAAGUCCACUAUGCAGCUUAUUGGAUCUGAAGGUUUAAAGAGAAAGAUGAUACAAAGCAUGAACCAGGCGACCCGCGAGCAACUUAAAUGGAAGGCUAACGAAGGCACCUUCGACCUUCGGAAUGCAGUUUCAAGUUUGAUAGCAUCCUACCUGACACCGAAGCUGAUAAGUAACCUAAAACCAGAGACUCAAGCAGAACUUAUAGACCAUUUCAAGGCCUUUAAUAUUGAUUGGUUUAGGUCACCCUUUGCUCCCUCCACCUGGAAGAUUAUCUACAAAGUCCUUAAGGCACGCAGAGAAGCAAUGCAGUUGAUAAAGGAAGCUCUUAAGAAGAGGAAAGAGUCAAGAGAAAAACACGGAGACUUCCUAGACACGUUACUAGAGGACAUGGAGAAAGAAGACAGCAUUUAUGACGAGGCGUCUGUUAUAAACCUUCUAUUAGUUAUUGGAGUCGUCUCUAAAGAUACUACUUCUGUCGCUACUGCCUUGAUGGUGAACUUGCUAUCUAAAAAUCCAGAAGUGCUUGCAGAGUUGAAGAGAGAGCAUGGUGCGAUCUUACAAAAGAGAAAAGAUAAGGAAGCUGAACUUAGCUGGGAAGAAUAUAAAUACAACAUGACUUUCACCAACAUGGUUAUCAAUGAGUCGCUUCGAUUGUCAAACUUGGGUUCCAUAUUAUUUAGAAAGGCCCUGAAAGAUGUCGAAAUCAAAGGAUAUACAAUUCCCGCGGGAUGGAUCGUGGCCGUUGCACCAUCUGUGGUUCACUAUAACUCUGAAAUAUAUGAGAAUCCGUUGGAGUUCAAUCCAUGGAGAUGGGAGGGGAAAGAUUUGCGGUCAGUGACUAAAACUUUGAUGGUGUUUGGAGGUGGAACAAGACAGUGUGUUGGAGCAGAUUUUGCGAGGCUUCAAAUGACAGUUUUCCUUCACCAUCUUGUGACCACUUACGAUUUCUUGGUGGUCCAAGAAUGUGAGAUGACUCGGACACCAUUACCUUGCUUCACUAAGGACCUGCUUAUUAACAUCUCCCCUACCUUCCCAAGUGAACCUUGCAGUUCCAAGUCUUCAUAAUUAGAUCAUUACAAAUAUAUCUCCUAGAAAUGUGCGAGUCCUUAAAAUGCAUUCAAGUUCUUAUAAUUUCAAAAUUUAACAUAUAUAUUAUUUUAAAAAGAUGUUUAUAUUAACAACAUGAAACAAGUAAUGAAAGAAUGUGACAACAUUGGAAUACAGUGGUGGUUUUGGAGGAUAAUCAGCUUUAUUUUCUAAUUAGAAAGGUAUUAAAUUAGAAAAUAUAAUUUUAAUGAAUAUUUUUUGGAACUAAUAACUUUUUAGAGUAUAUAUCAUAAUAGUUUGAAUUUAUUUAUACAAA